Messenger RNA from Mesorhabditis spiculigera, 1260 nucleotides. The record is from the annotation of a GenBank genome assembly. Lineage: Eukaryota; Metazoa; Nematoda; Chromadorea; Rhabditida; Rhabditidae.
AUGCUGCAGACCAUCACCGCCAUUGCCCGUCGGGAGCAUGAAGGCCCAGAAGCGCUGGAAGCCAGGCAGGGCAAGCCCCUACAAAAUAGUCGGGCGGUGACUCAACGUGGCAACGUUGCCUUGUUGCCAGUCACUGGCCCGGUGUUUCGCUAUGCCAACUUGUUUACGGCGUUGUCAGGUGCAACCUCACUGGAUGUUCUGGCGAAAGAGUUCACCGCCGCCGGUGAUGAUCCGCGAACAGACACCAUCAUCCUGGUGAUGGAUACACCUGGCGGCAUUGCCAGCGGCAUCGCUGAGUUUGCUCAGAUGAUCCGCGCGUCUCCCAAGCGGGUGGUGGCCUAUGUGUCCGGCAACGCGGCCAGUGCCGGUUACUGGAUGGCGGCAGCGGCCCAUGAAAUUGUCAUGAGCCGUACCGGCGCCGUGGGAUCCAUCGGCACCGUGUUGACGGUGCGCAAGAGCGGCGACGACGGCAGCUUCGAAAUCGUCAGCAGCCAAAGCCCGAAAAAGCGGCCGGACUUCGGUACCGAAUCAGGCCGCGCUGUCGCACAGGCCCACGUCGACCGCCUGACCGACAUCUUCGUCGAGGACGUCGCUAAUUAUCGCGGCCUCAGUGUUGAAACCGUCCUGGCUGACUUCGGCCAGGGCGACAUGCGGAUUGGCUCGGAUGCCGUGGAACUGGGCAUGGCCGACCGUGAAUCCACCCUUGAAAACCUUAUCGCCGAAUUCAACGGCAGUCCCUCUGGAGAUCGAUCCAUGUCCGCACCAAACAGCAGCACCGUAACAGCUCCAACCACCGACAAGCCGGCCAUCACCCGUGAAUAUUUGGCCGCGAAUCACGCGGAAUUGCUGGCCAGCCUGGAGCAUGACGCACAUGCAGCUGGCGCUCGCGCCGAGUGCGAUCGCAUCAAGGCAGUCGAGGCGGCGGCUUUGCCCGGGCAUGAAGAGCUGAUCGCCAGCCUCAAGUUCGAUGGCAAAACCAGCGGCGCCGAGGCGGCUGCACAGGUGAUUGGUGCCGAAAAGUCCAAGCGCGCCACUGCUCUUGCCGACAUUCGCAACCAGGCCCCUGCGGCGGUACCCAACGCACUCACGCCACCGGCUGCACCAGCUGCCGCCGAAGAGGAUCCAGAGGCGCCCCUGGAAGAGCGCGCCAAAGCGACCUGGGACGGCGAUAAGGAACUGCGCGCCGAGUUUGGCACCUUCGAGGCCUACCACGGUUAUCGCAAGGCCACCGACCGUGGUUUGGUCAAGGUUCUGAAAAAG